UGGGUAAAUAAAAAAAUAAUUUGAAGUAGAUUAAUUUUGAAGAAAAGCAUACAAGAGAACAAUUAAGAGAGAAAGAUGGGGCUUGGGCCCAACCCAAUCCAUGUCAAAUUCCAAGACACAGCUGUCAUAAUGGUUAGGGACAGGGUUGUGAUUCUCGUCUUUGAAUAUUUGUGUGGGGUAACCCUAACCAAUCACCAGUCAACAACAUGUCUCCUUCCUCUUCAGAUAUGCUUCCUACUGACCUUAAUCCCAAACCUAUCACCGCACUCAAGCCACGCGCCGCCUCCACCAACACUAAAGAUCGUCACACCAAGGUUAACGGCCGCGGCCGCCGCGUGCGGAUGCCCGCCCUCUGCGCCGCCCGCGUGUUCCAGCUCACUCGAGAACUCGGCCACCGCACCGACGGAGAGACCAUCGAGUGGCUCCUCCGCCAGGCCGAGCCUUCCAUCGUCUCCGCCACGGGCACCGGAACCGUCCCCGCCGAGGCCGUCUCCACCUCCUCCGGCCCCCUCCUUCCGUCCCACGAUGCGGCCAUGGCCGGAAGUGGCGUGCUCACUCUACGUGUACCCCCACCUCCGCCUAGCUGCGGCCUGGACCUCUGCCAGCCGCCGCCGCCGAUGGAGUUCAAAUUUAUACCACAAGGGUACGGACACAUGCCAUUCACGGCACUGCUACUGGAGCCGCCCACGGAGGAAAAAGAAAAUCCCACCGAGUUAGGCCGUGACUACUAGUAUGUCUACGGAAGUAAUUACCCAUUAAUUGUCUAUUAGUUACUACUAGAACAUUAGUUUAGAAAUAAUCAGUUCACAACUUAGGUGAAAAUGCCUUCAACUCGUUGAGAGUUAGGCCUUUUGUGUAUUUUGAUGCAAAAAUGAUGGUGUUUUGCCUCA
Molecule: messenger RNA, 890 nt
Organism: Salvia splendens (bonfire salvia)
Lineage: Eukaryota; Viridiplantae; Streptophyta; Magnoliopsida; Lamiales; Lamiaceae
Product: transcription factor TCP11
Exons: 1
Coding region: 207-731 (174 amino acids)
Cellular component (GO): nucleus
Molecular function (GO): DNA-binding transcription factor activity; sequence-specific DNA binding
Source: RefSeq, a predicted model, not a curated record